GUAGCAAAAUGUCGCUGUUCUUGAUUGUCAAGCUAUUUUCUCUUCGUAAUGUGCCGUUCUGGCGCAUAGUAUGUAUGAAACGCCGCGCUCUGGCGUGCGAGUUCCAUUUUAUUUUAGACAAGACUUGACGGCUGAUUACAAAAACUUCAUGACUCCCAAUUCGAUUGUGUUGUUUUAUCAGUGCUUUGGUUUUUCAUAAACACGAACAAAACAAGCGAAAACUCAAUGUAGUAGGCGGAAAAUCUGUAUAGAAAGGAGUGAAAAUCGUAGGUUUAUCAACUCGGGUACAAACAGAUCUUUUGACUUUCUUCCCCAUGGAAGAAAAAAUGGAUAGUGAACAAAGUGUGAGUGCGUCGAGUAGUAGCACUUCCGAGUCUUCGAGCGGGAGUUCGGAGGGCGAGGAAGAAGUCUUAGAAACAGUUCGCAUCUUAGGUCAAUCCGUCGAGAUUCCUCAAGAGCUCUGUGAAGAUUAUACAAUCUUCAGAGAAUUUUUCUCCAUGAAGACUUGGGAUGCAUUGGAAGACAAUCACAAAGAGCAGUUGAUGAAAUAUUUACCUAAAUUCUCUGAAAAUGAAAAAGAAGAAAAAGAGAAAACUGUCAAAAUGUUAUUUGAUCAUGAACCCUUUCAUUUCACAUCACCUCUAGAUAAUUUUUACAAUAAUCUUAAGCAAGGUAACUAUAGACCAGACAUAGCAAAGAUGAGGAAAUUUCUUAAAAAGGCCAGUAUCAAACAGCAAAGGCAUAAGCUAAAAUCAUAUUAUGCCAAACUUUUACCAGAGGUGUUGAUAUCUAGAGAAAGAUUGUUAGCCGUGGCCAAGGCAGCCCCGCCCGGGCCCACACCCCGAUUACCUUUAAUGCCUCCGAAGCCAUCAUCAAAGAAUAAUUACAAGUCUGUUCAUGUAAGAGCCCAGCAGAGGUACUUUGAAGAGUUGGCUGCAAUCCGUUCAGAAGUGGGUGGCGAUGAGUCUGAUGAUGAAAAUUAUCCCAAUGGUCCUCCAGAGCUAACACCUAAAAAGAGAAAACAAAUUGUUGCUGGACAGAGCAAUGAUGGCAAUGUAUCAGGGACUCUAGGCUCUGACUCUUCUCAAGCAACGUCUUUAGAAUGCCUUAAGAAUAUCUUAUCAGCACAUAGAUUGAGAAGAAUACACAGAGAGAACCAUCCAGAACUAAACACUACAGGGAUAACAUUAGAAGAUAUAAAAACCAGGGUGGCAUUAGUAAAUGGUGCUAAAAAGCUUAUGUUUGGAGGCCAAAAAGCAGAGACACCUUUGCAAAAACUACGAAGAGGUCCCAAAAAAGACAAAGUUAAAUCAGAUACUAAGGCACCUAAAAAAGUCAAGGAGGAAGUGUUAUUAGAGGGCCCAGAAAACAGGCCCUUACUGCCAAACAUCAAGAUAAAGUGUGAACAAGAAGAAUCGGAUUCUGAAAGUUCAUCAUUUGUAGAUCCGGUUGCUAGUCCGAAACAUUCUAAAAACUUAUUGGAUAGCCAUGAUAUUAAGCAAGAAGUUGAUGUUAAAUAUCCUAAUGCUACAAAUAUAAACUAUAAUGAGCCUAAAUUGGAAAGUGUAGUAAAACAAGAGCCCCCUGACCCUGUGCUUGCCAUGCAAAAUGCAUCUCGAAUGUUACAACCAGUGCCUAUAAAGCUUGAGGAUUUGGAUGGGAUUGAUAUGAUGGCCCUGCCAGUAGAAAUAGCAGAUGACUCAGGGGAAGUACUGCCAGAACAUUCGGAGAGCAUAGGGGAGCAGUUGAUAGACACAGAUGAGUCCCUGACAGAGACUACUCAUGCCAAUUUCUUGUCAUUGGUCCGAGCUUUGUUCCCCGCGCGAGCUGCACACAGGGCUUCGAAGCAGCAGCUGCACGCCAGAUGUGCGGCCGUCAUGAGGUCUCCUAUAGCUCCACUUAAUACUUGGUAUAACUUGUCAGAUGACUGGUGUGCAGAAUUGGACUCCGCUUUGGAUUUUUUGGCGGGGGAGAGAGGGCCGCACCCUGACGACUUUGUGCCAUAUCUGCAGUUUAUGUCCGAAACUCAGAUGUACCAGUGGAUCGGUGCGGGGCGCGACUGCGACGCGAUCCUGUCGCGCCUGUGCGAGCGCUGGCUGCGCGCCGCCGACCCGCCGCCCGCGCCCGCCGCGCCCGCCGCACUCGCCGCACCCGCCGCACCCGCCGCGCCCGCCGCAUCCUCCGCGCCCGCCGCGCCCCUCGAGCCCCCGCCCCCGAGACAUCCGACAUCGUGGGUGGUGCGGUCGCCUACAGCGGCAGAACUAGCCGAGUUCAGAGCUCAAGAGAGGAAACGCUUCGCUGCGGCGGCCAAACCAUUCACAUACGUGCAGCAUGGCUACCGGUCGGUGGUAGGUCCGAUGGUGCGGUCGCUGUGGGGCGCGGGCGGUGCGGGGGGCGCGGGCGGCGCUGGCGGUGUGGGGGGCGCGGGCGGCGGUGCGCUGUCGCCCGCGCGGCCGCGCGCCGCCACGCUGCCCGCGCUGCUGCGCGACGCCGUCGCCCGCUUGCCCAACGGAGAGGGCACCAGGCACGACAUACUCACGCUGCUCAAGAUGUCUCAAUGGAUAACGCCGUGUAGCGACCAAGCGCUAUUAUCUGCUGUGUCUUCCACAUUGGACCGGCUGCAUUCCGCCAAGCGUGAUCCGGUCGUCAAAUACGACCAACGGACUGCCAUUUGGACCUAUUUGUAUAGGCAUAGGAGCGAAGAAGACUGGAAUAAGCUAAGCGGGACACGCGGGCGCGCGAAAACGGCUGUCCCCGCCAGUCCCGCGGCAGUGUCCACUGUGACGUCACUGUGUGUCCCGCAACCACAGAUGGAAUUAGAAAUAGGCUCCGUAGAAGAAGUGGUUGAAAACGCGUCAGAUAGCGACGUGGAUGUCGACGAUACAACCGCAGUCACCUCCGUGCCGCACCUCUCUUCAGCGCAACUGCUAAUGCAGGCCCAAGCUAGCCAGGGAAAGAUAACACCAUCGAACACCCCACCGACAAAACCGAAAGGAAAACUAGUCGCAAUACCCCCCCAAAAGACCAAAACCCCAGCUAAACAAACCCCGAAACCAAAUCUCAUGACGCAAUCAGUAAAACAAGCGAACUUGCUAAAUCAAGCGAAACAAGCCUUGCAAACGGUGAAAGCGGCGCAAAAACAAACUGCCCAAGCGAAAACUCCACAAGUCAAACCACCUCCUUCCCCUAAACCGUCUACGGUCACCCAAUCCCCAAAACAGGCCACUCCGAAACUGUCAAUUACAGUUACAAAAACCAACGUGCAAAAACCAGCAACAAAACCUGUUCCGCCGAAACAAACCGUCGCAAAACCGAGUCAAUCGCCAAAAACGACAGUGACUCAAGUGGUGAAGACUGCCGUUCAGGUGGUGAAGGCGCAGGUGAGGCCGGUGGCGCCGACGAGUCAGAGUCAGGUGACUGCCGUGUCGAAGUCGUUGCCCGUGAUCACCGCGCCGCACAAGUCGCCUCUGAUCAAACAAAGACCGCUGCAGAAAGUUGAAACGGCACCACCUCAGACUAUUGCAACAAGUGUGCCAAGUCGACCAGUGGUAACGCCAACUGUGGUGCCGACUGUUACUGUUGCUGCUCCACAAACUCUAAAUAAGGUGGUGCAAGGCACUCGGUCGUUGCUGCUCAGGCCGCCGGCCAUUCAGACCACAGUCACCGCCGCGUCUGCCCCCAACACGCAAGUUCAGGAGCUGGCGGGCGUUGCCGGGCGCGCGGCGGGCGCGGGCAAGUCGCUGCUGUCCCCCGCCGCGCUGCUGCAGCACGGAACUACUGUUGUUAACAAGAAACGGACAUCGAUUGCAAAUACGUCUGUCACUUCAAUAGCACAGCAGAGCGCCUCAAACGCGACAGCAGUAGUAAGCAGUGUGCCAACAGCAGUGACGUCAUCAGUAGCAACUCGCACGGUCCAGUUGGCCGGCGGACGAACUGUCCAACUCGCCGCCAACCAAACGGUCCACUUGCCCGGGGGACAAACGGUCCAGUUGUCCUCCGGACAUACUCUACAACUAUCGUCCUUACAACUACCCACUCAUAGCGUCAGGUUACCGAGUGGACAAACCGUUCAAUUAGCGUCCCCGCAAGUCGUCAGACCAAUAUCCACAGCUAACGUGAAAACCACUCCCCGAACCCUCCAAUCCUCCCCUACAAUAAAAUCCCAAAUCCCCGUAUCAACCGUCCAAUUGGCCAGACAAACGGUCCAAAUUGGCGGCCAAACAGUGCAGUUAGCUGGACAAAGUGUUCAACUAACCGGACACACGGUGAAACUGCCCAGUGGUCAGAGCGUACAAGUCGCUAGUCAAAGUGUUUUACCUUCACAAAGUGUUCAAUUACCCAGUGGUCAAACGGUGCAGUUGAGUAGUGGAAAUGUGCAAACUGUUCAGUUAGGGUCGAAUGUGCAAUUAGCCAAUCAAAGUGUUCAAAUUCCUAGUGCUCAAUUAGGUUCGCAAACAGUUCAAAUUGGGGGACAAACAGUGCAGUUGGCUGGUGGGCAAACAGUGCAGUUGCCCAGUGGGCAAACGCUGCAGUUAUCUGGGCAAACUGUUCAGUUGUCUAGUGGGCAAACGAUACAGUUGGCGAGUGGGCAAACGGUGCAGUUGGCGAAUCAAACUGCCAAGUCUGUGUCGCAAGUGGUGAGAACUCAGACAACGGGAGACAAGCCGACUCAGCCUAUCGUUGCUAAGUUGCUGACUAAUGCUCAGGGUCAAAUGAUAUCCCUGGAGGGCGUAGUGGGCGGCAGCCGGCCGCCGGCGCUGCAGCAACUGCAGCAGCUGCAGCUGCAGGCGCGCAACAACCGCGGCGUGCGGCUGCUGGCGGGCGCGCGCCCGCUGCUGCUGACCGCCGCUAAACCGCUCCACGACAUCAUUCUACAGCAAGGAGAUGGCACAGCUAUUCGCGUGACUUCCACCGGCGGCGCCAAUCCCACACAGACUAUAGUUUUAAGUAAUAUUGGUGGACAAGCAGUAACAACGCCCACCACAUCAACGCCCGUUCUCAAAUUGCAACAGGUAAAUCCAAUACAACAGGUUAAGCUCGCGCAAGGAAUUAAAAUACAACAGCAGCCGCUGGACGGGCAGCAGCUGAAGCUGGUGGGCGGCCGCCACGUGCUGGCGCGGAUACUGCGGCCCGCGCUCCCGCCGCAGUGACUCAGAUUCCAUACGCCUUCUCUCAUAAAGUGGUCUGCAACUGACAGUGUUGCCGUGCACAAGUUGACACACCGUGUCUCUAUAUUUGGUCCGUGAAUAAGUUUGUGUACGGAUCUUGUCCAUUCGGAUGAUACGUUAAAUGUGUGAAUAGAGCACAAAAUUAAAAUUGUAAAGUAGGUCUCUUUUCACACUUUACAGUCUCACAUGCAUUGAUAUAAUUGAUAAUAAUUUUUGACUUGGUAUCUGAUUAAAUCUCUUUUCUUUGAAAUAGUACCGGGAAUAAUGUAUUAUAUAGAAAGUACCAAGGCUUUAUAGACAGAUGUGAGUUUUCUUCGAGUAAGUAAAUAAUUAUCAGCCAAUGGUUUUUAUCUAGCCAAAAUAAUAUACAUGACUGAAGUCGGAAACGGAUGUUUAAUUUAAAUUUUUGACUUAAUUUCGAAGGAGGCUCAGUAUUUUUUUAGAAUUCCUGAAAAUGUACAAAGACAGUAUUGUUUGUUCGGACUUAGCGGUGCCAACAAUAACCACGGGAUUUAUAAAUUAUGUAGAUAUGUACUUUAGUUCUAUGACAUAAUUUUAUUUUUAGACAGUCGUUCAAAACGGUUCUAAGUUUAUUUUCUAUAUUUUGUAAAAAAAAAACAAGCAUUAUAAUUUUAUUUGUUAGGAUUUGUGUUGUACUAUCUAAACGUAAGUUAUAUGUUUCAAUAUAUGCACGAAAUUUGUUUAAACUUCCUAUAUUCAGAUGUCGCUUUUAUUUUAUUCAAGAAUAUGGGCGAUAAAUAUAAGUUUACACAAGGCGUUACUUUCGCGCACACUAGCGCCGCAAUCACAUUUUUAUUAAUUUAUUUUAUUUCUUAGUGAAAAAUCUUGACAAAUUUGGCUACACCAGACAAAUGAUUUCAUUAGUGUUAUAUAUUUUACAUUAUAUGUAGUCACAAUUGACUACACUAUGUAGAAUAAAUUGUUAAGAUCAUCUUUUUAUCUUUUGAUAAUAAAUAACAGAAAUUGAUAAAAAUGUGUUAAGUGGUAGGACCUUAAACACAUAUACAAGAACUUAUCUUUGACAACAUUUGUUAGUUAUAAUACGCAAACAUAAUAAUUUUUGUUUGAUACUCAUACAUGAGCUUCUAAAAUGCAUUACGUAUACUGUUAAAUGUGACGGGGUUUUUGUAUACACAACUAUUAUAUACGUUAUGUGCAGUUACGUCAUUCUGUAACUAACGAGAUAUACUAACAUGCAAUGGAACGUUAUAGAAUAUGGAGGCAAUAUUUAUACAUCUGUUGUUCUUUAUAACAUUUUCUGUAUCAUAAUUUAAUUUUACUUUGUAAUACUAUAGGUAAUUUUAUGUAGGCGUUAUUUAAACCAGAUUAUGCCGAAUGGAUGAACUGAAGUGAAGUACUUAUACUGUGUAAAUAAAAUAACAUCAAUUUGACUCCUUUCCAGUUUGGUUUCAUCAACCUUUGUAAGGAAUUUCAGCCUCAACGAUAUUUAAAGUACUUGAAAGGUCUCUGCAACUGCAAGAAACAUUUGAAGGUACAAUUGGUUAUUCUCCAAUUAGUCAAAUCAGAUACUUUUUUCUAUUGUCAAAAACAUAAUUUUAUAUGAAGCUUGUAUGACAGUAAUGUAUUGUGAUGUCACGGAUUUUAAAGUCAAAAAGUAUUUCUAAUAUACUUUAAAGAGACCGAAAAACAGUAAUUCUCGUAAUUAAUAAAAACUGAUCGAUUAAAGUGACAUUUUAUUAUCGUGUGAUUAUUUUAAUACACAUAACUACACAUAUUAUCGGGACUUAACAUGAACCUUUUUUAUUUAAUGUUCAUUUCACCCUGCAAAUACCUACUCCAGUCUGGCUACGACCAUGGCGACUGCCAGUCCGUUUUGAAACGUCAGCAACCUUAAAUAAAAAAGGUUCGUGCUAAGCCUCGUUUAUAUAAUAUAUUAUGUAGGUUUGUGUUUAAAGCGCGAAAAACAUCUUCAUACAUUUAUAAUACAUUUAAUUUUUUACCCAGUCGAAUUGGCAAGUAAAGCGAAGGAUAGAGAAUUAUUGUUUCAGAAAUUUUUACACAGCUCCGCAUUAUGCUUCAUUUGGGCUGUUUCCUAUUAACAAAAUUAUGUCAUAUUAAUUGAUCAUGUUUAUUUAUUGUUUUUAUAUUAAUACUACUUUACGCCACUUGACUUUCAAAGUGAUGACGUCAUAAGUUCAUUUCAUACUAAUGUUGUAGAUAUUUUUGUUUCGACUGUUCGGCAUUUUGGAAACUACCCAAUUGAUGCCGGAUAAAUACCGCUGUAUAAUUGUUAUAUGCAGAAAAAUUUUCGUACUUUGGUUACAAAUGAAGAAUCAACCUCUUAUGUUUCAAAUGUUUGUUUGAUAGGUCUGAUUAUCACAUGAAAAUAUAAGUCAAUUGAUAAUAA
Molecule: messenger RNA, 7557 nt
Organism: Plodia interpunctella (Indianmeal moth)
Lineage: Eukaryota; Metazoa; Arthropoda; Insecta; Lepidoptera; Pyralidae
Exons: 23
Coding region: 315-5150 (1611 amino acids)
Cellular component (GO): Ino80 complex
Molecular function (GO): protease binding
Source: RefSeq, a predicted model, not a curated record